This is a messenger RNA of Fusarium subglutinans, 1365 nucleotides long. RefSeq lists its product as uncharacterized. Gene Ontology annotation, biological process: regulation of DNA-templated transcription. Gene Ontology annotation, molecular function: zinc ion binding; DNA-binding transcription factor activity, RNA polymerase II-specific. The record is from RefSeq and is a predicted model, not a curated record. The transcript has a single exon. Lineage: Eukaryota; Fungi; Ascomycota; Sordariomycetes; Hypocreales; Nectriaceae. The coding region runs from base 1 to 1365 and encodes 454 amino acids.
AUGGGUUCUGCGACAAAGCUUAAAGCAUGUUACGCGUGCACGAACGGAAAGCGGAAAUGUGACAAAGCUCAACCUAUUUGCGGGCGAUGUAAUGAUCGAGACGUUGAAUGCCGAUAUCCGCCGACCAAGAGGAAGAGACUGCACUCGUCAGUGCCGGGAGCGGAAAAUGGCGGAGAGAGUGCUGGCAGACUCAGUGUUGGACCACCGAGUCUGAUGCAAAUACCAUUCUCAACGCCAAAUGAUGGCUUGAUUGACCUAAAUCAGUGGGCGGCGACCCUGAGCAAUUGGGACGCCCUCCCCGCUGCUGAGUUGCCAAACGACUCGCCCUCGACGAGCAGUGAGACAAUCUCGAGCCAGAAGGAUCCGGUCGACUUCUUCCUCAGACCCGAGGCAUGGGCCAUCCGACACAUUCCCUUCACUACUCCAUCAUUUCCCAACUCUGUCUGCAUGAACUACAUUCACGGCAUUCAUGAGUUCUUCACCGAAUGGGUCACCAACUCUCACAGCCCCUUCAUACACAAUCAGCUCUACGCCGAUGCGGGGCUGCCGCCAUCAAUACAGGAUGCAUUCACUUGUAUCAUCCUGCAUAACUCAAAAACACCCGCGAACGAGACAGUGAUUGAUGAAUUACUAGCGUCGAAAACAUCGGCGUUACUGAAGGCAUAUUGCCCGGACCUCGUCGGUCCUGAAGUGACGAUUGGCAUUCGUGAGCACCUGUCUCGGACUCAAGCAUUAUUCGUCCAUCUUGUGCUAGCACUCUUCUCGCCAUCGAUUAGCGCGCGAGCCAAUGCGGAACAACAGAUACAAACUCUUCUCUCAUGGACGCGUCAACUCUGGGAAGCGGCUCUUCGCGACCCGGAUAUUGGCCUGCCAUGCGAUGGUGGCGAUAGCUCAGCAGCUGCAGCCUCUGCCAACGGCAUUAUUCUAGACUCGAUCUUCGACGGUGAUCCCCUACCUCGGAAAUGGCGCUCUUGGGUGUUGUCGGAGAGUAUCCGGCGCAUAUGGCUAUUGGCAACUUCGACCAUCGGCGUAUACCUUACACUUAAACAGAAAUGGGCUGAGUGCCAUGGCGGUAUCUACUUCACGGCUCAUAAAGACCUAUGGGAAGCCAAAACUGGCUUUGCAUGGGCAGCAGCAUGUCGGAAAGCAGAUCCGCUGUUUAUAUGUAGCCUCGAUUGCGAGGGCCUGUUUCUGAGUGCAAAGGCAUCAGACGUAGAUCCAAUGCUGGUCAAUAUGUUUACAAUUAUGUGGGGGGUUGAAAGAGUCGAGAAUUGGGUUGCGAGAACAUGUGAGCCUGGAGACGAGGUAAAGGUUUGGAGGGGGACGGAUUUGCCAAUGGAGAAGGGAAGAAUUGCACCUUCAUAA